Molecule: messenger RNA, 3240 nt
Organism: Eublepharis macularius
Lineage: Eukaryota; Metazoa; Chordata; Lepidosauria; Squamata; Eublepharidae
Gene: TNFRSF11B
Product: TNF receptor superfamily member 11b
Exons: 5
Coding region: 62-1246 (394 amino acids)
Biological process (GO): signal transduction
Molecular function (GO): protein binding
Source: RefSeq, a predicted model, not a curated record
CGCUUCCUAACUGCCUGGUUGCCUGCCUUCCCAGAGCCCUGAGGUUUUAAAAGCAACCACAAUGAACAAGUUCCUGUGCUGCACGCUUGUGUUGCUGGACAUUUCUGUGAAAUCGACUCUUCAAGAGACUGUUCCUCCAAAGCAUCCCUUUUAUGACCGUAAAAGCGGACGACAACUGAUGUGUGACCAGUGCCCCGCUGGGACUUACGUCCAAAAGCCCUGCACUGAGACAUCAAAGACUGUGUGUGCUCCGUGUCCAAAAGGCCAUUAUGAAGAUGACUGGAACUUCGAUGACGAAUGCUUCUACUGCAGUGCAGUGUGCCAGGAGUUGCAGUUUGUGAGGCAAGAAUGCAGCAGUACCCAGAAGCGUAUCUGUGAAUGCGUUGAAGGGAGGUACUUCGAACUGGAAUAUUGCGCAAAGCACACAAAGUGCCCUCCAGGGUUUGGAGUUGUUGAGAAAGGUACCCCUUGGACUGAUACUGUUUGCGAGAGAUGUCCAGAAGGCUAUUUCUCCAAUGAAUCUUCAUCCACAGCAGCUUGCCAAAAACUUGAGUCACAGAGCAGAGAUGCGAAAGAGGACAAUGUAUGGCAGGGAGAAAAAAACAGUAAAUCAGAUCAGCAAUGCGUAAUCGAUGUAACCUUGUGUGAGGAGGCAUUCUUCAGAUUUGCAGUUCCUACAAAACUCACCCCCGACUGGUUCAGCUCAUUAACAGACAGCCUUCCUGGGAAGAACAUCACUGCAGAAGCUUUAGAAAAGAUUAAACAAAGGCACAGCCCGCAGGAGCAGACCUUCCAGCUCCUGAAGUUGUGGAAGCAGCAGAACAAAGACCACAGCAUGGUUAUGAAAAUUGUACAAGAUAUUGAUCUUUGUGAGAACAGUGUCUUAAAACAGAUCGGCCACCUCAAUGUUACUCCUGAGCAGCUGAAAAUGCUGAUGGAAAAUUUACCUGGGGAAAAAGUUAGUAAAGAAGAGAACGAGCGUAUUGUGAAGGUGUGCAAAUCGGCGGAGCAGAUUCCCAAACUCCUCAAUUUGUGGAGAAUAAAGAACAGAGACCAAGACUCCAUCAAGGGACUGAUGUAUGGACUGAAGCACCUGAAAGCAUAUCACUUCCCCAAGACAACCAUUCAAGGUCUCAGGAAGAUGGUCAAGUUUCUCCGUAGUGUCACAAUGCAAAAAUUAUACCAAAAGUUUUUCUUAGAAAUGCUGGGGAACCAGGUCCAUUUGGUGAAAGGGAAAUCAGCGUAGUUUCCUCUACCUUCUCUUUCAUCCUUCACUUGCUGCUAGUAGUAAUAAUUAAAUGGGGAGGGGUGUUUUGCUGUAUUAAGCUUAUUUAUAUGUCUGGCUGGGAUGGCUCAGAGCCAUCUCAGACCUUUUGGAUUAGUAUUGUUAUAACACUAAAAUCCUGUUCUGGAACCCUUGUACAUCCAAAACUCCCAGUGAAUUCUGUGGGUGUGCAAAAACAACAACAAAUGCCAGAAGAGGUUUGACCUAUUCUUGCUAUUUAUAUUCACUGAAAUCUAGAAUGUUACAUAUAUUUAUUAAUUUAAAUGGCAACAUCAUGAGACUAAGGGUGGAAACAGAUAGCAACUUACUAAGCUAUGGUUCUAGUGAAUGAUUGGAAGGCACCUUAUAGAGUAACCUUGCCAGUAGGCCUGCCAACUCCUCAGUUGGGGUGGGGGAUUCCUUGCUCCAAGCUCCCAUUGCCUGCACUGUUGGCAGGGGAAAAACAAAAAUUCACCAGUGUUGUGAACAUAAUGAUGUCACUUCGGGGGAAAAUCUGGAAUCGAUAACAGUAGCCCUAGGAAUCACUGGAUUCUGGCAAUUCUUAAGAGUUACUGACUUUACUUCCAAGUUUUCCCUGGAAGUGACAUCAUCACGCUCAUGAUGACAGCACCUGCACCUCCAACCCUAUUGGCUUGUCUGGGUUUGUCAGAUCCUGGAUGGGAAACCUCCUUUGAAGAGUUUCACCUUACAUUCUGUGCUGAAAGGUGGGAUUUAAGGAGCUGCUGAUAAAAUAUCCUGUAUGGCAACCAUGUAGGAAACAAGAGCCACCAUGUUUUAGAGUAGAUAUGGUUAUUCUUCAGAAGUAUCUGGAGAGUCAGUUUGGUGUAGUGGUUAAGAGUGGCAGGACUCUAAUCUGGAGAACCAGGCUUGAUUCCCCACUCCUCUGCUUGAAGCCAGCUGGGUGACCUUGGGUCAGCUGCAGCUCUCUCUCAGCCCCACCCACCUCACAGGGUGAUUGUUGUAAAGAUAAUAAUAACACACUUUGUAAACCACCCCGAGUGAGUGUUAAAUUGUCCUGAAGGGUGAUCUAUAAAUUGAAUGUUAUUAUCAUCAUCAUCAUCAAUAUUUCAGUUUAUUGUAAAGUAGGCAAAGCACCUCCUUUAAAAAUAGCAUUGCCUUUUGCAAACUUGUAUGCAGAAUGUAAGCCUUUGGAUCUCAUUAUGUGACCUACUACUGAAGUCUUUGGUCCUUUCUACUGACAUGAAAUGGCACCAUAUAGAGAGAGUGCAAUCUUGCAUAGGGCAGAGACGAGGUAAUGCCCAUUUUGAUGCGUGGACAGAGUGCUGUGGAUAGCAUUCUUUAAGGGGCUGGAAUGGCCAUGUGGGAUCCUUUUUAAACCACAAGAGCAUGCCACAUGGAUGGGUGCCACAGCCAGGUGUCAGCUCACAUACCUUGUAUGUAGCAGGUCCCAGGUUCAGUCCUCAGCAUCUCCAACUAAAUUAUCCCAGGCAGCAAAUAUGAGGAAAGAUCCAUUCCCAGCCAAGAUCCGAGAGAGCCACUACCAGUCAGAGCGCACAACAAUAAGCCAGAUGGACCAUUGGCCUGACGCUGUACAAGGCAGAAUCCUGUGCCCAAACUGUCAUUUGUUUUCUACCCAUCCUCACAUUUAGAAAAGAAACACUGUCUAUAUUCAAGCUAAAAGGAAUGAGGAGGUAUAUUUAUAAACCACAUGCCUGUUACAGUUCAAGUAUAGAUCCUCCCUUCAUUCUUCUGUGGAUUUUUAAAGAUUGUUUCUUAGGUUUGUCUGUAUAGGUUGUGAUAUUGUUUGGGAGUGUAUUUUCUACCUUAGUCAGUUUUUUUUUUAAAAAAAGGUCACACAGUGAAAGUGUAUUGUUAACAUUAAAAUGUUACAUUAAAUACUGUCUUAGAAAAUGAAUGUACCGUAUUUAAAUGACCGGUUUUCAGAGUGGAUUUUGAUCAUGUUUAAUAAAGCUAUUACAUUUUUUUCCAGUUUA